This is a messenger RNA of Chaetomium strumarium, 1266 nucleotides long. RefSeq names its product glycosyltransferase family 2 protein. NCBI's taxonomy places the organism in Eukaryota, Fungi, Ascomycota, Sordariomycetes, Sordariales, Chaetomiaceae. The coding region runs from base 1 to 1266 and encodes 421 amino acids. The transcript has 4 exons. The record is from RefSeq and is a predicted model, not a curated record.
AUGGAUAUCAUGAUUCCGAGACUCGACUUUUCCCGCUCAACGGGAUCCUGGGCUGUUUUUCACACGCUCCUCUGGCUUUAUCGUUAUAUGCGGCUUCUUAUUCACUGCGUCAGCCAUUGGCGUUACAAGUCCAAAGUGCCAAACUGGGAAAAGCCAAGGUACACGUCCCGAGAUGUCACAGUGAUUAUACCGACUAUCCACAACCGCCCCAAGGAGCUGCGUCCCUCCCUCGAGAGCAUCCUGGCCUGCAAGCCGGCCAAGCUGAUUCUCGUGACUACGUGGAACAAGCAUGAGGCACUGAGCCGAGUAGCUACGACGCUGCGAAUACCGGAUGCUGCGUCUCCCGUCGAGAUCGACGUGCUGCACGUUGACAAGGCAAACAAACGUUUACAAGUCUGCAAGGCGCUGGAGGAUGACCACGUCAAGACGGCCAUCACGGUCAUGGCUGACGACGACGUAGAGUGGCCGUCCACCCUGAUGCCGUGGCUGCUCGCACCGUUCGAGGACGACCGGAUGGGCGGAGUCGGAACGUGUCAAAGGGUAAAGCGCGUCGUCGACGGGGAUCUUACGACUCGCAUCUUCAAUUGGCUCGGGGCCGCGUACAUCGAGCGACGCAACUUCGAGAUCUCGGCAACGCACAACAUCGACGGCGGCACGUCCUGCAUGUCUGGGCGCACGGGCGCCUAUCGCACCGAGAUCCUGAGGAGCUAUGACUUCUUGAAGAACUUCAAGAACGAGAAAUGGGGAAGGUACAUCCUCAAUGCCGACGACGACAAUUUUGUGACACGAUGGCUAGUGGCCCACCAGUGGAAGACCUGGAUACAGUACGAGCGCGCGUGCGAAAUUGAGACGACGCUCGAGAAUAGCAAGAAGUUUCUCUACCAGAGCAACUGGACCAGUCUGGUGCGCGACAGAUACGUGCUGACGUAUUGCACCUACACGCUGCAUAUGGCGACUUUCACCUCGCUGGCCUUCGUGGUCGACCCGCUUCUGCUCUUCUCGUGCUGGUGGGCUACAGAAAACUGGGAGCCCAGAAACCGGUGCAUCCUGCUCGGGGCGGAGAUCGCAUUCAUGUUCGGCUUUACCAAAGUAGUGAAACUGGUCGGCCUGUUCCGCAGGAAUCCGGGUGACAUCAUGUUCCUACCGGUGUCCAUCCUGUUCGGCUACUUCCACGGCCUGAUCAAGCUCUAUGCGCUUUUUACACUGAAUGAAGUAAGUCACGAGCGCCCUUCCAGACCCGCCCCACAUACAGGCUAUAAUGGAUAG